UGUUAGUUGAUUCACUUACUCACCCACUAAGACUGAGCUCCUUUUUUACUGUCUGUGGGCUAAAAAGGGACGGGAAGAGUCAGGAAUAAAGGGGGGAGUGCAGUGUAAGUCUGAGAUCUACCCAGAAAAGAGGAUUUUUGUUCAUUUGCCGAGCUCCCAGGGCUGCCUUGCAUUCUGCUGGAGCCGGUGUUAGCUUCCUUACUAUUGGAAGGUCUACCCCAUCCAUGCAGCACUGAACAGACAUGAACGAGCACUGACCCUGACACCCACAGGCACAUAAAAGGACGAUGGAUUUAGACAAGUGAAACAAAGCUGGAAGCACAGGCUGCCUGAGGGAAAAGUGCACCAAAACACGAAGAUUGGAGGACCUUUCAUGGCUUUCAGGUAGAAGUUGAGAGGACACAGUCAGAAUGAACUCUAUGGACCGGCACAUACAGCAGACUAACGACCGUCUGCAGUGCAUAAAACAGCACUUACAGAACCCAGCAAACUUCCACAAUGCAGCCACUGAGCUAUUGGACUGGUGUGGAGACCCUCGUGCUUUUCAGAGACCAUUUGAGCAGAGUCUCAUGGGCUGUUUGACGGUGGUAAGCAGAGUAGCAGCACAGCAAGGCUUUGACUUGGACCUAGGAUACAGGCUAUUAGCUGUUUGUGCAGCCAACAGAGACAAGUUCACCCCCAAAUCAGCUGCCCUACUUUCUUCGUGGUGUGAAGAACUGGGACGACUCCUCCUCUUACGCCACCAGAAAAACAGACAGAACGAGCAGGCUGGAAAACUCCCCAUGCAGCCCCCCAUGAACUCUUUGACUUCCAUGAAACCCUCCUUGUCCCAUGGUGAUGGGUCAUUCCCUUACGAUUCCGUCCCUUGGCAACAGAACGCCAGUCAGCCACCCGGUUCCUUGUCUGUGGUCACUACAGUGUGGGGAGUUACAAACACGUCUCAGAGCCAGGUUCUUGGGAACCCCAUGGUAAAUGCCAACAAUCCAAUGAACCCAGGUGGAAAUCCCAUGGCAUCCGGCAUGAACAGCAACAGUGGUGGAAUGAACUCUCCACAGUUUGCUGGGCAACAGCAGCAGUUUUCUACAAAGGGUGGCUCCAGUCAGCCUUAUAUGCAACAGGGCAUGUAUGGGCGUCCCAACUACCCCGGGGGAGGCGGAUUUGCUGGCAGCUACCCUGGUGGCCCCAACAAUCCUUCCGGAAUGGGCAUCCCGCCUCACACACGGCAACCUGCAGAUUUUACUCAGCCAGCAGCAGCAGCCGCUGCAGCUGCCGUGGCUGCCGCAGCUGCUACAGCUACCGCCACAGCUACAGCCACAGUAGCAGCGCUGCAGGAGACUCAAAACAAAGAUAUGAAUCAGUAUGGCCCGGUGUGUUCCUCUUUCCAGAUGGGUCCAGCUCAGGCCUACAACAAUCAGUUCAUGAACCAACCUGGCCAACGGGUUCCUUCUGCAAUGAACCCAGCUGGCAUGGGCCCAAACAUGGCACCUUCCAACAUGAGUGGCCCACCCAUGGGAAUGAAUCAGCCUCGGCCUGGCAUGAACCCUUUUGGCUCUCAUGGCCAGAGGAUGCCGCAGCAACCCUACCCAGGUCCUAGACCUCAGUCCAUGCCUAUUCAAGGUAUAAAGAGGCCCUAUCCAGGAGAGCCAAAUUACGGCAGCCAGCAAUAUGGACCAAGCAGCCAGUUUCCAAAUCAACCAGGACAGUACCCAAGUCCCAAUCCUUCCAGACCUAUGGCAUCUCCUAACUACCCUGGCCAGAGAAUGGCAGGACAGCAGCCAACAGGGCAAUAUCCACCCCCUAGUGUCAACGUAGGACAGUAUUACAAGCCAGAGCAGUUUAAUGGACAAAAUAACAACUUUUCUGGGAGCGGCUACAAUAGCUAUAGCCAAGGCAGUAUGAACGGGCCAUCCAGACCAGGUCCUGUUGGGAAUUAUCCUCACUCUCCAGUUCCAGGGAACCCCACACCUCCAAUGACUCCUGGGAGCAACAUACCCACUUACCUAUCUCCCAGCCAAGAUGUAAAGCCUCCCUUUCCUCCGGACAUCAAGCCAAACAUUAACUCAUUACCUCCUCCUCCAAAUGCUAAAGGGAAAGUUCACGCUUUCUCUCCUUCUUCGAUCGCAGCCAGCCACACAGACGAGCUGCGUCUGACCUUUCCUGUUCGGGAUGGAGUAGUGCUUGAACCUUUUCGGCUGGAGCACAACUUGGCUGUCAGUAACCAUGUGUUCCACCUACGGCCGACUGUCCAUCAAACCCUUAUGUGGAGGUCUGACCUGGAGCUGCAAUUUAAAUGCUAUCACCAUGAAGACCGGCAGAUGAACACCAACUGGCCAGCCUCAGUACAAGUCAGCGUCAAUGCCACUCCACUGACCAUAGAACGAGGAGAUAACAAAACUUCCCAUAAACCUUUGCACCUCAAACAUGUAUGCCAACCGGGCCGUAACACCAUCCAGAUAACAGUCACUGCCUGCUGCUGUUCACACUUGUUCGUGCUGCAAUUGGUUCAUCGACCUUCAGUACGCUCCGUACUACAGGGUUUGCUGAAAAAGAGGUUGCUCCCGGCCGAACACUGUAUCACAAAAAUUAAGAGGAAUUUCAGCAGUGUGGCUGCCUCAUCUGGGAACACAGCGCUAAAUGGGGAAGAUGGAGUGGAGCAGACAGCAAUUAAAGUCUCGCUGAAGUGUCCUAUCACGUUUAGGCGGAUUCAGCUGCCCGCGCGGGGACAUGACUGCAAGCACGUACAGUGUUUUGACUUGGAAUCCUAUCUUCAGUUGAACUGUGAGAGAGGAACAUGGAGGUGUCCUGUCUGCAAUAAAACAGCCCUUCUAGAAGGCCUGGAGGUUGAUCAGUACAUGUGGGGCAUCCUGAAUGCAAUACAGAACUCUGAAUUUGAAGAAGUGACUAUUGACCCCACCUGUAGCUGGCGGCCAGUACCAAUCAAGUCUGAGAUUCACAUUAAAGAUGACCCUGAUGGGAUGCCCUCCAAGAGAUUUAAGACCAUGAGUCCCAGUCAGAUGAUCAUGCCCAAUGUCAUGGAGAUGAUUGCAGCACUAGGCCCUGGCCCCUCGCCUUACCCAUCACUUCCCCCACCUCCCGGGGGUAAUAACUCUGGCGAAUAUGUCGGACAAGGUAAUAAUUACCAAGGUCAUGGCAACUUUGACUUCCCUCAUGGAGCACCAGGUGGGACAACGAUGAACGAUUUCAUGCAUGGACCCCAGCUGUCUCAUCCGCCCGAUAUGCCUGGUGGUAUGUCCUCGCUUGACAAACCACUGAGCCACUCCAUGCAGGACCCAAUUUCUCAUGUGGGAAAUGCUGAACAACAGCAUGGCUCCAUGCCUCAGGGUUUACACCCACCUCACCCCGGCAGCCAGCCUGGGCAAUCGUUACAUCAUGGAGGGCCAGCACCUCAGUCUCGACAUCCACAACAAGCACCCAGUCACCCGCAUGGUGAUAUGACCUUCAACCCCUCCUCUGUUUUAGAUGGUCAGCCUGGUGGACAGGGGGCACCUGACAUGCCAGAGCCAUCGCUGGAUUUGCUUCCGGAGCUAGCUAAUCCUGACGAGCUCCUCUCGUAUUUGGAUCCACCAGAUCUUCCCAAUAACAGCAAUGACGAUCUCCUCUCCCUCUUUGAGAACAACUAAAACGGGAGUGACAGUACAGUUAUUUGCUCAUUCUCCAAUCCUAAAUUCAAACCACCUUGCCACUUACAGCUCGGGUAACUCCAUUCCUUUCCACUCUGUACUGUCCAGCCACUCAGUCGUAGCUGAUUUACUGGUGCUCUUGCAGCUGUGUUUGCCUCAGACUGAUGUGCAUUCAGUGAUUCUGCUGAAAAGCAACGAGAAGGAUCAAGCUGCCAGUGGACAUCAAAAGUGGUUCUUUUUGAGGUUUUCUUGUUUAGAUUAGUAAAUGGGGAACCUUGACGAAAAGAAGCUAUUAAACCAGGCAAAACAACUAGGCAAGUCAGUGGUGGGAAGUCCUGAAAGACUCAAAGGCAACUCCUUCUGAUGCCCAGUGCUUUGCCCUCUGUCCCACACCACUAUCCGAUUCAUGCCAGCUAGAAAAGCAGAAGAACUGUACCAGGAAGUUGGGAAAAAAAGAUGGAAUAAACACCCACGCACACACAAAGCACAAAGCUCCCAAAUGUGAGCCACAUGGGCAGACAUCUUGCUCACAGAAUACACAAGCGUGGAGAUAGAGAACAGCCUCGCUGGGGACCUCCUGCAUUCGCUUACUAUCUGGGAGCAUUUCCCCACUUUUUACUGUGGCUUUUUAAGAAAACUACCAGGUUUCUGGCCAGACACUACUUCAAGACACCCCACUGUUUCCCUGAGUGCACAGACUUUCAUGAACAUCACAAGAACUAAGGGACAAAUUAGCCUGACCUCCUACACCGUGGACAGAAUUGCCCUGUGACCUUUAUACGUUCAUUUCAUUUUAAGCUGUAUCAAUGGGGCAUUGAUGUUGGUUAGAAAGGCAGCUUAAGGGUUACUUUUUGUUAAUUAUUUUGCUUAACCCAACAAGACUGUUACACAAAAACUGGCCUUUUUAUUUACCUGCCUGGUGAAGAUUUUCUUUUGAAUACAAAAUCCACGAAAACAACAAAAAAAAAAAAAAACACAAAAAAACUGAUUUAAAGAAUUGUGUUAUUUGUGCAAUCUUCCUUCCCAACCAUUCUGGUCAAAGAACCUUGUGGAGGUCUGAGGGUAUGGUGGGGCGAGGGUUUCAAUGCAUGAGUUUGACCCAGUUUCUGUGCUUCUGGUGUGUUAAUGCUGCUUGCUUCUGUAAAACUGUUGUUAAAUUUGUACAGAAGUGCAUGUGUGCCAAUCAAUGUUAUUUACUUUGUCCCUGUUUAACCUUUUCACUGCUUAACCCUUUUCUGAAACCAUGUUGUGGUAAAAGGGUUAAUGAGUCUUUGAAGACCACUUCCGCAGCAAAAAGGUUUUAAAGAAGACCCCUUUCUAGCUGCUUUGUAAGCAAUUUCCCCACUUCUCUGUGUGCCAGUUUUAACAUACUGUGUUCUUUUUUUCGGUAUUCGUUUAACGUUUUGGUUUGUUUGUUUUUUUGUUUUUAUUUUUCUUGUAAUCUUGCUCCCGUAUUUUGCUUGUACAGUUGUGAACGACACACCAAACAAACCUAUGUUGUCAGAUUUAUUUUUUUUCUAUCACCAAAGUUGUAUUUUGUAAAAAAAUAUUUUUUUUUUAUUUAAAGAAAAAAAAGGGCAAAACGAUAAUUUUCCAACGUCUCUUAUAACCUUCUGCCGUGGUUUUGAAUUUGCUAGAAUUACUUUUGUCUCAAUCAUGUAGAAAAAUCUAGCCUUCCUUUUUUUACAAGUGAGUCUCUGCAUUUUAUUUGUGUGUGUCAUUUAGAUUCCCUCCCAUGUCUGCGUCUUUUAAGAAAGUGAGCACCUGGCGCUGUUCAUAUGCAAUUCAUUAUUUUAAAGUAAUAAAAAAAAAAUAAAAAAAAAAAAAA
Molecule: messenger RNA, 5469 nt
Organism: Pelobates fuscus (common spadefoot toad)
Lineage: Eukaryota; Metazoa; Chordata; Amphibia; Anura; Pelobatidae
Gene: ZMIZ1
Product: zinc finger MIZ-type containing 1
Exons: 24
Coding region: 411-3641 (1076 amino acids)
Biological process (GO): protein sumoylation; regulation of transcription by RNA polymerase II
Cellular component (GO): chromatin
Molecular function (GO): zinc ion binding; SUMO ligase activity
Source: RefSeq, a predicted model, not a curated record